This is a messenger RNA of Serpula lacrymans var. lacrymans S7.9, 219 nucleotides long. RefSeq lists its product as uncharacterized. The coding region runs from base 1 to 219 and encodes 72 amino acids. The record is from RefSeq and is a predicted model, not a curated record. The transcript has a single exon. Lineage: Eukaryota; Fungi; Basidiomycota; Agaricomycetes; Boletales; Serpulaceae.
AUGUAUGGCCAGCUUUCCACCUGCAGGCCAACCCAUGGGAGCUCGUUCUACUUUAUUUACCAUCACCUCGUUCGAGGUUGCGUGGUCAACGUGUCGAGCGAGCUCAGAAAUGGAUUCUCUGGGAAGGCAAAGAAGGUGCAGCGUGAAUUUCAAUGGGCUUUGGUUACUAGAAUUAUUGUUUAUCAAGAAAUAAAUGGAAAGAACUUGAAUUUAGACUGA